Messenger RNA from Penicillium daleae, 1767 nucleotides. RefSeq names its product putative sucrose transporter. Gene Ontology annotation, cellular component: membrane. Bases 1 to 1767 code for a protein of 588 amino acids. The record is from RefSeq and is a predicted model, not a curated record. The transcript is spliced from 7 exons. Gene Ontology annotation, molecular function: sucrose:proton symporter activity. Lineage: Eukaryota; Fungi; Ascomycota; Eurotiomycetes; Eurotiales; Aspergillaceae.
AUGCCACAGGCUGCACGAUGGGCGGGCACGCCGUCCAUCAAGGGACGAAGCGAGUCGACGCGCAUGGCGCUGUUGACCUUUAGUCUGGUUGGAUUGCAGUUCACUUGGGGCACUGAGAUGACAUAUUGCACACCAUAUCUUCUUCAACUCGGCUUGACAAAAUCCAAGACUUCAUUGGUAUGGAUUGCUGGACCACUGUCAGGACUGAUCAUCCAGCCUCUGAUCGGCGUGAUUGCCGACCGAUCGCGUUCAAAAUGGGGCCGGCGGAGACCGUUUAUGGUCUUUGGUUCUUUUGUCGUGGCUUUCUGUCUCAUCGUACUAGGUUGGACAGCCGAGAUUGUGGGCAUGUUUGUGAAAGAUCCCGAGAAGGCCAAAAAUGCCACUAUCGCGUUGGCUGUAUCCAGUAUCUACGCGGUCGACUUUUCUAUCAACGUUGUCCAAGCAUGCUGUCGCAGCUUGAUUGUGGAUACGCUUCCGAUUCCAUUGCAGCAAGCUGGGUCUGCCUGGGGUAUGUCAUUCCCAGCCGUCAUGGUGGAAGAGACACUGAUCAUCGUAACAGCGGGCCGAAUGUGCGCUAUUGGUCAGCUAAUCAGCUAUGUAAUUGGCUCGAUUGAUACGGUCAGCAUUUUUGGCAGCCUUUUGGGAGAUACGCAGUUCAAGCAGAUGACGGUGAUUGCCGCUAUGUCUUUGAUUCUGGCGGUGGCUGUGACAUCCUACUCUGUCAAGGAACGCGUUCUGAUCUCAGCGAGGGACUCUGAUGGCAAAGGAGGCGCAAUUCAAGCGAUCUCACAAUUAUUCAAAACCACGAUGGAACUCCCUCCUCGCAUUCAGGCCAUUUGCUGGGCUCAAUUCUGGGCUUGGAUCGGGUGGUUCCCUUUCCUUUUCUAUAGCACGACAUGGGUUGGCGAGACCUACUUCCGUUAUGAGGUCUCCAAAGACCAGGCCACGAAGACAACCGACAUGCUUGGCGAGGUCGGCCGCGUUGGUAGUCUUUCUCUAACGGUCUUCUCCUCAAUUACAUUCUUAAGCUCCGUCCUCUUGCCGUUCUGCGUUCAGUCGCCAGAUACCAAGCGCACGCGCUUCACACCUCGACCCCCACCCGGUAUAGCCGCAAUUCUCAAGAAAAUCACAACUGUCCGACCAGACCUCCAGACAGCCUGGCUGAUCUCUCACAUCAUGUUCGCCGCCACUAUGAUAUUCGCUCCACUGGCACACUCACGGGCCUUUGCAACCUUCCUCGUGGCAGUGUGUGGAAUCCCCUGGGCGAUCAGCGGCUGGGCACCAUUCGCAUUCAUGGGCGUGGAAAUCAACAAACUGACCAUGAAUGGUGGUCCCGGGGCACCAGGAAUGGCAGCGGAAGCUACGCGCUCCGGCGUGACUAUGAUCACGUCUGCAAGUCUGCGCAAUUCAGCCGCCGACACCGAGCUGGAGGUGCUACGACUGAAUCACCGUGACUCGGAUAGUGACACCGAUGAAGAAGACCAAGCCUCGAACAUUCCCUCCACGGGCGAGUUGGCUGGUAUCUAUCUCGGUGUGUUGAAUGUAUACACUACGCUUCCGCAAUUCGUCGGCACGUUCAUUAGUUGGAUUGUGUUUAGUCUCUUGGAACCCGGCGCACGACCCAACAAGGACAGUGAUGCCUCAGAUACGCAGUGGAUGAAUCUGGAUAAAGAUAAGCCCAACGCGAUCUCCAUCUGUUUGUUUAUCGGCGCGAUUAGCGCCCUCGUUGCCGCUGAGGCAACCCGCCGAUUGCGGUAUGUCUCGUAA